AUGGACUCGAAGUCUUUAAGAUUCAUAAUCCACCAAUCAUUCUUCUUUGCCGUGCGAUCUGGGGACCUUGAGUCCCUCAAGAACCUUAUCCAGAAUGAAGGGUCUGACCCAUCUUCUUUAAUGGCCAUUCAGAAUGAUGAAAAGGAGACUGCUUUAUACAUAGCCGCGAAGAAUAAUUUCAUUGAAAUUUUCAGAUAUUUGCUUGGCUUUUGUGAUCUGCAGAUUGUUAUGAUCAGAGCCAAAUCAGAUAUGAAUGCUUUCCACGUUGCCGCAUCAUGCGGCCACCUGCAAAUUGUGAAGGAACUUCUUGGGAGAUGGCCUGAACUCUGUAAAAUAUGCAACUCAUCAAACACAAGCCCUUUAUAUUCAGCUUCUGUGCAGGGUCAUCUGGAUGUUGUAAAUGCCAUAUUAGACACUGAUGUGAGCUCAAUAAGAAUUGUAAGGAAGAAUGGGAAAACUGCAUUGCACACAACUGCAAGAUAUGGCCUCUUACAUAUUGUAAAAGCACUUAUUGAAAGGGAUCCAGGAAUUAUCUCCAUCAAAGAUAAGAAGGGCCAAACUGCGUUGCAUAUGGCUGUGAAAGGUCAGGAUACUUCUGUAGUAGAGGAAUUGCUGGAAUCUGAUCACUCAAUAUUAAAUGAACGUGACAAGAAGGGUAAUACAGCUGCGCAUAUAGCCACACGGAAAAAUCGUCCUCAGAUUGUUAGCCUUUUGCUGACGUUCAGAUCUAUUGAUGUUAAUGUCAUAAAUAAUCAACGUGAAACUGCAAUGGACAUAGCCGACAAACUCCAAUAUGGAGCAUCAGCUUUGGAAAUCAAGGAAGCUCUAGUAGAGGCUGGUGCCAAGUAUGCCAGGCAUGUUGGCCAAGUUGAUGAAGCAACGGAACUCAAAAGAACUGUAAGUGAUAUUAAGCAUGAAGUGCACUCCCAACUCAUACAGAAUGAGAAAACCCAGAGACGAGUUUCUGGUAUUGCCAAAGAGCUAAAGAAAAUUCAUAGAGAAGCAGUCCAAAAUACCACAAAUUCUGUGACAGUGGUUGCCGUUCUUUUUGCUUCCAUAGCAUUCCUUGCUAUAUUCAACUUGCCCGGUCUAUACGUGACAGAGGGACCAGAAGCAGGGAAAGCCCUUAUUUCCAAAACUAUAGCAUUUCGAGUUUUCUGCCUUCUUGAUUCCACGGCCUUGUUCAUUUCUCUAGCUGUUGUCGUCGUUCAGAUUACCCUUGUUGCCUGGGACACAAGAGCUCAGAAACAAGUUGUCUCAGUUGUGAACAAACUAAUGUGGGCUGCGUGCAUUAGCACGUGUGGGGCAUUCUUAGCAAUAGCAUUUGUGGUCGUGGGGAAGAAAAGCUCGUGGAUGGCUAUCACUAUAACUGUGUUGGGUGCACCUAUUCUAGUCGGGACUCUGAUUAGUUUAUGCUACUUUGUCUUCCGACAACAUUUUGGAACUUUUGGUAGCGAUUCGCAGAGGCGCAUCAAACGUGCAAGUGGAAGCAAAUCUUUCUCGUGGUCAUAUUCUGCAAAUAUUUCUGAUUUGGAUGACUACAACUCUGAUGAGAAAAUUUACGCCCUGUGA
Fraxinus pennsylvanica is the source of this 1572-nucleotide messenger RNA. NCBI's taxonomy places the organism in Eukaryota, Viridiplantae, Streptophyta, Magnoliopsida, Lamiales, Oleaceae. The record is from the annotation of a GenBank genome assembly.